Thamnophis sirtalis is the source of this 2232-nucleotide messenger RNA. The record is from RefSeq and is a predicted model, not a curated record. Lineage: Eukaryota; Metazoa; Chordata; Lepidosauria; Squamata; Natricidae.
AUGUGCUAUGAUGCUAAAUGCAUGAUGGACAACCCUAGUAUUAAAUACAAAUCUUACCAUUCAGGUGAUCUCAUCAUUGGUGGCAUUAUUUCUCUGAUCUACAUGAUGUCUAAUCUAGUCACCUUUAAAAGACUUCCAUCUGAAGAACUUCUUGAUGAUCCCAUUUUAUUACAACAGAACUUCUUGCAUAUCUUGUCCUUGAUCUUUGCUGUAAAGGAGAUCAAUGAAAAUCCUCAGAUCUUGCCCAACAUCACUCUGGGCUUUGGGAUAUCCAAUAGCUAUUUCAUGGCAACCUGGACCUACCUGGCUUCUAUGGAGCUUCUUUCUUCACAUGACAGAUUUGUUCCUAACUAUAAAUGUACCAUCCAUCAAAACUCAGUUUGUGUUAUUGCUGGACCCAACUCUCAUAACUCUCAGGUUAUGGCUGACAUUCUGAGCAUUUACAAGAUUCCACAGUUCAUAUAUGGCUCUGCUCCAGUCAUGGAUAACUUGAUUCAUACAGCUUUCAUCUACCAGAUGUUUCCAAAUGAACAUCUUCAAAUUACAGGGAUUCUUCAGUUGCUGCUUUAUUUUAAGUGGAUCUGGAUUGGGAUAAUUUUUCAAGAAAAUGAGAUUGGUGAAAGAUUUCUGAGGGAAGUGCUUCUCAGGUUUUCCCAAAAUGGAAUCUGCUUUGAUUAUAUUAAGGAAUUUCCAACAAUAGCUUUUUCCAAUGAGAUGGGAGAACAAAUCAACAAUUUUGUCAAAGUAUGCAAAGUCAUUAUGAGAAGCACGUCCAGUGUUGUGAUUGUAUAUUGUGAGAACCAAGUCAUGGCUCUUUUCAGGAUGAUCUCUGUUUCAGAAUAUUGGGAAGCCACAGUUGAGAGGAAAGACAAGUCCAUUUUAAGCCCAAAGUCAGAGAAAAGAUGCACUGGGGAAGAGAAGCUAGAGACUCUUCCAGACUCUGUUUUUGAAUUGAGUAUGACUGGGCAAAGCUACAGCAUCUACAAUGCAGUCUAUGCUGUGGCACAUGGUGUACAAGCUUUCCUUACAUACCAUUCCAAACACAGAUCAGCAGCUGAUAGUGGGAAACAAAAGCUUUUCAGUCAUCAUGUAUGGAAGCUUCAUCGCUACCUGAAAAAGGUCUCAUUUAACAACAGUUGUGGAGAAAACAUUUUCUUUGACCAGAAUGGCAAGGUUGCAUUUGGGUUUGAUAUCAUCAACUGGACACAACCUCUUUCUUUAUGCAAUGAUCAUUGCUCCUUGGGGUUCAGCAAGAUCAAAAUAGAAGGGAAGCCAUUUUGCUGUUACAAAUGCCUUCGUUGCCCAGAAGGGAAAAUUGCCAACCAGACAGAUUUAGAUGACUGUUUCUCAUGUCCCAAAGAACACUACCCUAACAUGGACCAAACUCUGUGUAUUAAUAAACACACAGUCUUUUUAUCUUACAAAGAACCCUUGGGAAUCACCUUGACAAGUGUUGCUUUCUUCUUUUCUUUCAUCUCAGCUGUGGUGCUGGGGAUCUUCAUUAAACACCAAGACACACCCAUUGUCAAAGCUAACAACAGGAACCUCACCUACGUUCUUCUCAUUGCUCUUCUGUUUUCAUUCCUUUGUGUUUUGCUCUUCAUUGGGCAACCCGAUCAAGUAAAAUGCUUUAUGCGACAAACUGCUUUUGGCAUCAUCUUCUCCAUCGCCCUUUCUUGCAUAUUGGGGAAAACCACAAUAGUUGUUCUUGCUUUCAUGGCCACCAAGCCAGGUUCCAAAAUGAGGAAAUGGGUGGGGAAAAGGCUGGCUAAUGUUAUUGUCCUAUCUUGCUCCACAGUGCAAAUCACCAUUUGUAGUAUAUGGCUGGCAACUUCUCCCCCAUUCCCAGAUUCAGACAUGAACUCAAUGCCUGAUGAAAUUCUCCUGGAAUGCAAUGAAGGUUCAGCCAUCAUGUUUUACAUUGUCCUUGGCUAUAUGGGGUUCUUGACUGCUAUCAGCUUCAUGGUAGCCUUCCUAGCCAGGAAGUUACCAGAUAGCUUUAACGAAGCCAAAUUUAUCACCUUCAGCAUGUUUGUCUUUUGUAGCGUCUGGCUAUUGUUUGUUCCUACCUAUCUGAGCACUAAGGGGAAAUACAUGGUAGCUGUGGAGAUCUUCUCUAUUUUAGCUUCUGCAGCUGGAUUACUGGGCUGCAUCUUUUCUCCUAAGUGCUUCAUUAUUGUUCUGAGGCCUGAUUUGAACAGAAAGCAACUACUUGUAAAAAAACCAAAGUAA